Molecule: messenger RNA, 1467 nt
Organism: Penicillium odoratum
Lineage: Eukaryota; Fungi; Ascomycota; Eurotiomycetes; Eurotiales; Aspergillaceae
Product: phosphatidylinositol N-acetylglucosaminyltransferase subunit A/GPI3
Exons: 5
Coding region: 1-1467 (488 amino acids)
Biological process (GO): GPI anchor biosynthetic process
Cellular component (GO): glycosylphosphatidylinositol-N-acetylglucosaminyltransferase (GPI-GnT) complex
Molecular function (GO): phosphatidylinositol N-acetylglucosaminyltransferase activity
Source: RefSeq, a predicted model, not a curated record
AUGCCAUAUAACAUUGCUAUGGUCAGUGACUUCUUCUUCCCACAAUCAGGGGGGAUUGAGAGUCACAUCUAUCAAUUAUCUUCUAAACUGAUUGAUCGUGGACACAAAGUCAUUAUCAUCACUCAUGCAUACAAAGGCCGCACUGGGGUUCGAUACCUCACCAAUGGCCUUAAGAUCUACCACGUUCCCUUCUUCGUCAUCUACCGCGAAACCACCUUCCCCACCGUCUUCUCGUUCUUUCCCAUAUUCCGCAACAUUGUCAUUCGAGAACAAAUCGAGAUUGUUCAUGGUCAUGCAAGUCUCAGCAGCUUCUGCGGCGAAGCUAUCCUCCACGCCCGCACAAUGGGGUUGCGAACCGUCUUCACCGAUCACUCCCUCUUUGGAUUCGCCGACGCGGCCUCCAUUCUCACCAACAAGCUUCUCAAGUUUACAUUAAGUGAUGUCGAUCAUGCGAUCUGCGUCAGUCAUACGUGCAAGGAGAACACCGUCCUCCGAGCCUCAUUAGAUCCUCUAAUGGUGUCAGUCAUCCCUAAUGCCGUCGUUGCAGAGAACUUCUGUCCGCUCUCAGCUACCCCUCGUGGACCGGAUCAAAUGCCAUUGUCUCCAGCGGAUCCACGGCCGUCGCCAACGCCAAUCGGGCCUGAUGACACCAUCACGAUCGUCGUCAUCUCUCGCCUUUUUUACAACAAGGGCACAGACCUUUUGAUUGCAGCGAUUCCACGAAUUCUUGCUCUAAAUCCCAACACGCGUUUCAUUAUUGCUGGCUCAGGGCCGAAGGCUAUCGACCUCGAACAAAUGCUGGAGCGGAAUGUUCUUCAAGACAAGGUCGAGAUGCUUGGCUCAGUGCGGCACGAGGAGGUCCGGGAUGUAAUGGUUCGAGGACACAUUUACCUACACCCCAGUUUGACGGAGGCAUUCGGAACGGUCAUCGUCGAAGCCGCCAGCUGUGGGUUGUAUGUGGUUUGCACCCGAGUGGGAGGUAUCCCCGAGGUUCUUCCCCAGCAUAUGACCACGUUUGCGAAACCCGAGGAGGAUGAUCUGGUCGUUGCAACUAGCAAGGCAAUCGCUGCGCUACGUUCGAAUAAAGUACGGACUGACCGAUUCCACGACCAAGUGAAGAUGAUGUAUUCAUGGCGGGAUGUUGCCGAACGUACAGAGCGAGUUUACGAAGGCAUUACAGGCGAUAUCAGCCCUGAGGAAUUCUAUGGCUACUACCCAGGCCAAGGAUGGGAAGCCAGCGGAGACCGAGUACGCAGCUUUGCCCUCAUUGAUCGGCUCAAACGAUACUACGGCUGCGGUGUCUGGGCUGGCAAGUUAUUUUGUCUGUGCGUCGUUAUCGACUUUCUCAUUUAUGUAUUCCUUGAGAUGUGGUUUCCUAGGGCCAACAUCGACAUUGCCAGAAGUUGGCCAAGGAAGCAACCAGAGGGAAAGUCCCGCCCGUCAGCGAUUACUCGACGACAUGGAUAA